Molecule: messenger RNA, 773 nt
Organism: Moneuplotes crassus
Lineage: Eukaryota; Ciliophora; Spirotrichea; Euplotida; Euplotidae
Source: the annotation of a GenBank genome assembly
AUGGCAGUAUACAGAAACAGAGGAAGAAAUUUUGAUAAUCACAGUAUUGCAGGAGUGAGGUACUCCAAAGAUACUUUACAUCAUGUUAUCGAAAGCAAUAGGUACCUGAACAACUAUUCUCAAAGUUUCGAACUCUCGUCAGAAAGCAACGAAGGCUACAAAAACUUCAAUUACAACAAAAUAAAACUCCCUUUUGCAUGAAAGAAGUACUCUGUGCCAGAUCACACCGUGAAAUUCAUCAAAAAUCUGAAAAAAAAAAGGCUACGCUCGAAAUUAGUUAAAAAUUUAUGAAAAUAAGACUGGGCCUCAGGACCAACAAAUACGAGAGAUCCUGCAUAAAUACGACCCUAGGCUGACCAAGCAUGAAAACUUCUUGAUCUCUGUCGACGCCAAGCUUUCCCUAGCGAAGUUACCCAAAUUGGUAUCAAAAUAAACCGAAAAAGAUGAAAAAUCUUAAAUUUGGACAUAUAAACAAACAUCUGAGGCAGAGUAAGAUUAAGAAAUUACAUGAAUGACUGAAUCUUACCAAAAUCAAAAAAGGAAAGCUGGAUAAGUCAUCGCUUUGGGAUCGAUAUUUUAAUGAUAAGACGUUGGAAUAUAAUCCUUAUUCUCAGCUAAACUACAGUACUAUCCUACCAAGUAGCAGUAUCCAGCCUGAUGCCCUAAUAAAUCCCAGAAAUCCCCCAAGAACGUCACUAGAUUUUGAAAUUUAGCUUAAAAGUAUCAAAAAUCCCCAAGAAUAUCCUAAACUACAAAUUUCAACCGAGGUAGCU